UUUUCAUGCAAUCCAAUACCCAAACAUCAUCAAUGGCAUCCUUUAAGCCCAAUGUUUUUGACCAUCUUCCACAGCCGCUAUUCAAUCAUUUCCCAAUACCUUUUAUUCCACCGCCUCCUCCCACCCAUGCUCCAUCGCCACCGCCACCACCUCCAAAUAUCCAUACUUCUCCACCUCCUCCCCACCACAUUACUCCGCCGCCACCACGCAUUCUACCUCCUCCUCCUCCUCCUCCUCCUCACCACCACAUUACUCCACCUCCACCACACAUUCUUCCUCCUCCUCCUUCUCACCACAUUACUCCACCGCCGCCACACAUUUUUCCUCCUCCAUUUCACCCACAUCCACAUCCGCCACCUCCACCUGCAAUUCCUCCUCCAGACAACACCAUUAUUAUCAUUGGAAUAUGUUUGGCCGGUUUAUUUCUGUUUGCGUUUCUCUUUUGUUUCAUCUGCUGCUUUGCCAAGAAGAAGAAGAGAAAGCCUUGUCCACCAUCUUCCAUCGUGGUGGAGGAAACUAUCGAGGAAGUGAAGUUCAAAAUGGUGGAGAAGAUCGAACAUAAGCCCGGUGGGCAUGACGAAGUUGUUGUGACGCUGGAGGGAGAGAUUGUGGAAAUUAAAGAGACAAUUCGUAAAGAAGAGGAGGGUCACGGUCAAGAGGAAAUCACUCACCACAGCAAUGAAAUAGCAAAAGAGACGAUUCGUAAAGAUGGGGAUCACGGUCAAGAGGAGUUCACUCACCACAGCAGUAGCACUGAAAUAGCAAAAGAGCACAAUUCCAGUGGUGUAACAAAGAAUAAAGAAGACGAUAAUCUGUUCGACAUCGAGCCUUUUAAACAGUGAUUGCCAGCAUAUAAAAUGCAGGGAAUAAGGGCAUCUCAAGAUUCAGAUUGCUUCCGACCAACGAAAUUGUGACAUUUCAGAUGGAUUUCUGUAUCAUAAUCGUUACUGAUACUCUGUUUUCAAUAAAGAAUCCAUGUCAAACUCAUACAACUUUGUUUUUAUUGUUUUCCUAUAUCAAACAUAAAACAAAUGAUUUCUGGUA
Messenger RNA from Cryptomeria japonica (Japanese cedar), 1044 nucleotides. Its product is annotated as protein TRACHEARY ELEMENT DIFFERENTIATION-RELATED 7A-like. Gene Ontology annotation, biological process: plant-type secondary cell wall biogenesis. The transcript has a single exon. The record is from RefSeq and is a predicted model, not a curated record. Bases 6 to 842 code for a protein of 278 amino acids. NCBI's taxonomy places the organism in Eukaryota, Viridiplantae, Streptophyta, Pinopsida, Cupressales, Cupressaceae.